AUGAAAGAAAAUCAAAAAUAGAAUAGAGAUAUUAGAAAUAUUUUUUAAUGCAAAUGGAACUAUAGCACUAUUAUUAUCACUUUCAAUUUAUUCUUAUCGGUAAUGAUCAUUAUUGACAAAUAAUAUUAUUUUACUUUUGAUUAAUAAUAUGAAAAAAUAAAAAAGGAAAUUCAUGAAUCAGUUAAACAGCAUUGCAAAUAUGAAUUGGAAUUAAUGUUUAAAUAAUAAGAAAAAAAUUAAUCCAAUUGCCCUUAAGGAUAGUCAAUGUUAUAAGAAAAUGAUUAAUUGACUAAUGUCAAUAUUUAAAAAAUUAAAUAUGAUGAAUAAAUAAGUCAAAACAAGAAGGCAUAAUUAAAUAAUAAGAAAACAAAAAAUGACUAAUAAUUUAAUUCAUUGAACAAAAAUGAUGAAAAAUAAAAGUAUAAUAAUAAUAUCAAAUAAAAGAAAGAAAAUAAUUAAAAUGAAACAAAAAAUGAAUAAGAAAAUAAUUAAAAUGAAACAAGAAAUGAAUAAGAAAAUAAUUAAAAUGAAACAAAAAAUGAAUAAGAAAAUAAUUAAAAUGAAACAAAAAAUGAAUAAGAAAAUAAUUAAAAUGAAACAAAAAAUGAAUAAGAAAAUAAUUAAAAUGAAACAAAAAAUGAAUAAGAAAAUAAUUAAAAUGAAACAAAAAAUGAAUAAGAAAAUAAUUAAAAUGAAACAAAAAAUGAAUAAGAAAAUAAUUAAAAUGAAACAAAAAAUGAAUAAGAAAAUAAUUAAAAUGAAACAAAAAAUGAAUAAGAAAAUAAUUAAAAUGAAACAAAAAAUGAAUAAGAAAAUAAUUAAAAUGAAACAAAAAAUGAAUAAGAAAAUAAUUAAAAUGAAACAAAAAAUGAAUAAGAAAAUAAUUAAAAUGAAACAAAAAAUGAAUAAGAAAAUAAUUAAAAUGAAACAAAAAAUGAAUAAGAAAAUAAUUAAAAUGAAACAAAAAAUGAAUAAGAAAAUAAUUAAAAUGAAACAAAAAAUGAAUAAGAAAAUAAUUAAAAUGAAACAAAAAAUGAAUAAGAAAAUAAUUAAAAUGAAACAAAAAAUGAAUAAGAAAAUAAUUAAAAUGAAACAAAAAAUGAAUAAGAAAAUAAUUAAAAUGAAACAAAAAAUGAAUAAGAAAAUAAUUAAAAUGAAACAAAAAAUGAAUAAGAAAAUAAUUAAAAUGAAACAAAAAAUGAAUAAGAAAAUAAUUAAAAUGAAACAAAAAAUGAAUAAGAAAAUAAUUAAAAUGAAACAAAAAAUGAAUAAGAAAAUAAUUAAAAUGAAACAAAAAAUGAAUAAGAAAAUAAUUAAAAUGAAACAAAAAAUGAAUAAGAAAAUAAUUAAAAUGAAACAAAAAAUGAAUAAGAAAAUAAUUAAAAUGAAACAAAAAAUGAAUAAGAAAAUAAUUAAAAUGAAACAAAAAAUGAAUAAGAAAAUAAUUAAAAUGAAACAAAAAAUGAAUAAGAAAAUAAUUAAAAUGAAACAAAAAAUGAAUAAGAAAAUAAUUAAAAUGAAACAAAAAAUGAAUAAGAAAAUAAUUAAAAUGAAACAAAAAAUGAAUAAGAAAAUAAUUAAAAUGAAACAAAAAAUGAAUAAGAAAAUAAUUAAAAUGAAACAAAAAAUGAAUAAGAAAAUAAUUAAAAUGAAACAAAAAAUGAAUAAGAAAAUAAUUAAAAUGAAACAAAAAAUGAAUAAGAAAAUAAUUAAAAUGAAACAAAAAAUGAAUAAGAAAAUAAUUAAAAUGAAACAAAAAAUGAAUAAGAAAAUAAUUAAAAUGAAACAAAAAAUGAAUAAGAAAAUAAUUAAAAUGAAACAAAAAAUGAAUAAGAAAAUAAUUAAAAUGAAACAAAAAAUGAAUAAGAAAAUAAUUAAAAUGAAACAAAAAAUGAAUAAGAAAAUAAUUAAAAUGAAACAAAAAAUGAAUAAGAAAAUAAUUAAAAUGAAACAAAAAAUGAAUAAGAAAAUAAUUAAAAUGAAACAAAAAAUGAAUAAGAAAAUAAUUAAAAUGAAACAAAAAAUGAAUAAGAAAAUAAUUAAAAUGAAACAAAAAAUGAAUAAGAAAAUAAUUAAAAUGAAACAAAAAAUGAAUAAGAAAAUAAUUAAAAUGAAACAAAAAAUGAAUAAGAAAAUAAUUAAAAUGAAACAAAAAAUGAAUAAGAAAAUAAUUAAAAUGAAACAAAAAAUGAAUAAGAAAAUAAUUAAAAUGAAACAAAAAAUGAAUAAGAAAAUAAUUAAAAUGAAACAAAAAAUGAAUAAGAAAAUAAUUAAAAUGAAACAAAAAAUGAAUAAGAAAAUAAUUAAAAUGAAACAAAAAAUGAAUAAGAAAAUAAUUAAAAUGAAACAAAAAAUGAAUAAGAAAAUAAUUAAAAUGAAACAAAAAAUGAAUAAGAAAAUAAUUAAAAUGAAACAAAAAAUGAAUAAGAAAGUAAUUAAAAUGAAACAAAAAAUGACGAAUAAGAAAAUAAUUAAAAUGAAACAAAAAAUGACGAAUAAGAAAAUAAUAAAAAUGAAACAAAAAAUGAAUAAGAAAGUAAUUAAAAUGAAACAAAAAAUGACGAAUAAGAAAAUUGUUAAAAUGAAAUAUAAAAUGACGAAUAAGAAAAUUGUUAAAAUGAAACAAAAAAUGAAGAAUAAUUUAAUUCAUUUGACAAAAAUGAUGAAAAAUAAAAGGAUAAUAAUAAUAACAAAUAAAAGAAAGAAAAUUAUUAAAAUGAAAUGAAUCAAAUUAAUUUCUCAAAUGAUUACAGCAUAAUCUCACCAGAAAACCUAGCUGGGAAAAUACAUAAAAAUCUUUCAAAAGAAAAUUUUGAUUCCUUCACACUUAUUUAUAAUCAAAAGUUCUAAAAACCUCUAACUGGUACAAUAUUUAAAAAAUUCUAUGAAACAAUUUAUACUUUCGGAGAGGAUCCUUUAGUUUGUAUAGCUGCUGAAUACUAAAAUAGAAUAGCUUUAGUUGGGUGUGAUAUCUCUACUGAGGUUUUUUAAACUACAAAUAAUGUGCUUGGGGCAUAGUGUUAAAGAAAUAAAGAAAUAUGUUGGUAUCAUAUUGAGGAAAGAGCAUUUGGUUUCUCUCCAAAUAGCAAGGUUGAUUUGACUUACUGUGAUAAAUUGAAUCCUAUGGAUGAAAACAGAUUAUGUAUAUCACUUAAUGAGAAACAUUAAGAAAGAAGAAUUGGAAUAUGGAAUCAAUCAGAAUAAAUAAGUGCAUUUAACUUAUUGAUAUAUAUUCUGAAUAUAUGA
Paramecium octaurelia is the source of this 3246-nucleotide messenger RNA. NCBI's taxonomy places the organism in Eukaryota, Ciliophora, Oligohymenophorea, Peniculida, Parameciidae. The record is from the annotation of a GenBank genome assembly.